Molecule: messenger RNA, 948 nt
Organism: Abrus precatorius (Indian licorice)
Lineage: Eukaryota; Viridiplantae; Streptophyta; Magnoliopsida; Fabales; Fabaceae
Product: peroxidase 44-like
Exons: 2
Coding region: 1-948 (315 amino acids)
Biological process (GO): hydrogen peroxide catabolic process; response to oxidative stress
Cellular component (GO): plant-type cell wall; plasmodesma
Molecular function (GO): peroxidase activity; heme binding
Source: RefSeq, a predicted model, not a curated record
AUGAAGAUCAUAAACAUUAUUCUGAUAUUAUUUUGUGUCCUUUCAUUUGCAUUGGGUGACCUAAUAGUUGGAUACUAUGACAUGAACUGUCCAAUGGCUGAGAACAUUGUACACGACGUCGUACGAAGGUAUUUCCUGCAGGAUGCGUCAAUUACCGGAGGCUUGCUUCGCAUGCACUUCCAUGAUUGCUUUGUCACAGGUUGUGACGCCUCCAUACUAAUAGAUCCAACGAACGAGACAUCAUCAGAGAAGAAUGCAGGACCAAAUCUAACAGUGCGUGGAUAUGAGAUAAUUGAUGAGGCCAAAACGCUUUUAGAAGAAUCUUGCCCUUUAACAGUUUCAUGUGCAGACAUCAUAACACUAGCAGCAAGAGAUGCAGUGGGCCUAGCAGGAGGGCCCAUAUACCUUGUCCCUACAGGAAGAAAAGAUGGGCUGAUAUCCAAUCCCAAAGAAGUGAACCUUCCAGGCCCAUAUCUUCCCGUGUCUCAAGCACUUGAGUUUUUCACUGCAAAGAACAUGUCACUCGAUGAAAUGGUGACCCUUUUGGGAGCACACACCCUUGGCUUUGCUCAUUGUAGCAGCUUUAGAAAUAGGCUCUCUAGCUUUUCAGGUCACAUUGAUCCUACUAUGGACCCGGCUUUGGAUGCAAAUUUGGUGAGAAUUUGUGGGUCUUCAUCUACUAACACUACAAAGGAUGAUCCCACAGCUGUUUUGGAUGCCACACCUAAUGUAUUUGACAACACAUUCUAUGGUCAAUUGUUUUACAAGAGAGGGGUGCUUUCCAUUGAUCAGCAAUUGGCUUUGGAUCCAUUGUCUAGGGACAUAGCAUCCAGGUUUUCAAGUGAUGGUAGUGCUUUUCGUGAGAGCUUUGCAAAUGCUAUGGUUAAGUUGGGUUAUUUGGCUGUAGAUCGUGGAGAUAUAAGAAAAAAUUGCAGGGUCUUUAAUUAA